Molecule: messenger RNA, 1674 nt
Organism: Colletotrichum higginsianum IMI 349063
Lineage: Eukaryota; Fungi; Ascomycota; Sordariomycetes; Glomerellales; Glomerellaceae
Product: Mov34/MPN/PAD-1 family protein
Exons: 3
Coding region: 1-1674 (557 amino acids)
Biological process (GO): protein K63-linked deubiquitination
Cellular component (GO): endosome; membrane
Molecular function (GO): K63-linked deubiquitinase activity; protein binding; metal-dependent deubiquitinase activity
Source: RefSeq, a predicted model, not a curated record
AUGAACGGCCCCUCGAGCCCGCGGCCUGCGCGGCCCAUGAGCAUCAAGGAGAUCACCGAUGCAGCAGAGGACUUUGAAUUCAGGACGACGAUUCCCUUCAAGUAUUGGGCGCGCUCUGCCGACACCCUAUUUCAAGAGGCCACGUUCGCGCUGCAAGACCGCGAUGUCCGAAAGGCAUAUCAGAUGCUAUGGCGACACUCGAUCCUCGUGCUACAACAUCUCAAGACACACCCCGACGCCAAACUGCCCGAGAACAAGGCCCUGACGAAGCCGCUCUUCAACCGCCAGCAGAAGGAGGUGUUUGCGCUGUUGGAGGGGCUGAAGCCGCAAAUCGACCGUGACUACAAUGAGUGGAGGUUGAUGACUGCAUCCAAGAAGAAGGCCGACGAUGAAACCGCAAAGAGACCCUCGAGCUACGACGAGUUCGCCGCCCGAGACCCGACCCUGUCCGGCAAUGCGAAGAUCCUGGACGCCGCCGACAACCAGGAACUGGCCGUCUCCCUGGCGCAAAGGGACUUCAAACGCCGGGAUGCUGCGAGAAAAGCAACCCGACAAGCAGGUGUCUCGGAAGAAGAGGAGCAAGAGCGCCGGAAGGGUGGUCGUUGGGAGGAUUGGGAGCAAUUCGGUGGCCCAGCGACAGCAGCGACAGUGGCGACGACAGAUGAUGAUGAGAUAAGGGGACAGAUCGAGGCAACGCGGCGCCGGCUCGACGGCACAGAUCAAGGACGAGAUGACGCGAGCGCCAGAUACUCGCAGGCCAGCUACCGGAGUUCGGUACCCCCUCCGAGAGCGCCGCCCAGCCAUUCGUACAAUUACCCAUCCAUUUCGAGACCGAGAGCGGUGGAAUGGGAGGCGACGCCGUUGGAACCGCAGCGCGCAUACACGCCGCAGCCGCCCCAACCGCCGAAGCCACCGAAGGAAGACUUUACGACACUACGACAGGAGCUCGAUGCGGCGGCGCCUCCGAUGAGACCCGGCAAAGAUCCUCUGCCCUCGUAUGAGUCAGCGUCAGCCGGCAUGCUGCGACAGGAUGUUCCCGAACUGCCAGCAAAGGAGGAGGUUGUCGCACCUUCAGCCAAGGAGCGCCUGACGUUCCGCCCGGCAGCCUACCUCGAGAACGGCGACCCGAUCCGACCCGUGUUCCUCCCGACGCAGCUCAAGGACAAAUUUCUCAGCAUCGCUUCGGAGAACACCCGCAAGGGUCUGGAGAUGUGCGGCAUCCUCUGUGGGCGGCCGGUUAAUAAUGCGCUGUUCAUCAGCUGCCUUCUCAUCCCGGAGCAGAAAAGCACGCCCGACACGUGCGAGACGGAGAACGAGUCCACGAUGCUCGACUACUGCAUCAACGAGGAUCUCUUGAUGGUGGGAUGGAUUCACACACACCCGACGCAGACGUGCUUCAUGAGUUCGCGCGACCUUCACACACAGGCCGGUUACCAGGUCAUGAUGCCCGAGAGCAUAGCCAUCGUUUGUUCUCCACGGCACCAGCCCUCAUUUGGCAUCUUCCGCCUCACCAACCCCCCCGGACUCAAUCACAUCCUGCAGUGCACCAGGUCGGAAACGUUCCACCAGCACUCCAUUGACAACCUCUACACGAAGGCACAAAACCCGCCAGGCCACGUUUACCACUCGGACAAGCUCGACUUUUACGUAAAGGACUUGCGUCCUAACCAGUAG